AUGCGGCUAGGCAAUGGCUUGGAUUGCAUAGCCCAAUUUCCUCCUUCAGAAUGGAGUUCAAGGUUAUUUUGGUCAUUUCUUCUCCAUGCGACGCUCUUCUCGUGUCUGUCCCAACCGUCUAGAUUUGCCACCGUCCCAGCCAACGCAACCGAUCGACUGGCUCUGCUGACCUUCAAGGACCGAAUAACCAAAGGUCCUCUCAACGUCAUGAGCUCGUGGAACCAUUCUCUUCAUUUCUGCAAGUGGCGAGGAAUCACGUGCAGUCUCAGGCAUGAGAGGGUCACCGUCCUCAACCUAACGUCCCUUGAAUUGGAAGGUUCUAUUCCUCCCCAUAUAGGCAAUCUCACCUUCCUCAACGCAAUCCACCUUGGAGACAACAGCUUCCGCCGCGAAAUUCCACGAGAAAUAGGACACCUCUUCCGUCUCGAGCGUAUCGAUCUCAGCUCCAAUUCAUUUGGAGGAGAAAUCCCGUCCAAUCUGACCUACUGCUCGAACCUCCGAGUCAUCAAUUUUUCAUUCAAUGAGCUAGUAGGUGAGAUUCCCAUCGAGCUUAGCUCUUUAUCGAAGCUCCGUGGGUUAUUUCUCCCUGUAAACCAUCUCGUCGGAAGCAUCCCACCUUGGCUAGGAAACCUUUCGUCUCUCACUCAUCUUUCUUUAAGAAGAAAUAACUUACAUGGAACCAUCCCUGCUGAUUUAGGCCGCAUUCCAAAGUUAGGACUCCUCCAGAUAUCUCAAAACAAUCUGUCCGGCACAAUCCCUUCUCCCAUAUACAAUUACUCGACUCUGUAUCUGUUGUCAGUCACAGCCAAUCAACUUCAUGGAACCCUUCCACCCGACUUAGGCCUCUUUCUUCCUAACCUCCAGUACUUCUAUGUGUCGAGAAACUGGUUUACCGGACCCAUUCCGGUUUCAUUAGCCAAUGCUACAUUCUUUCAAGAGCUCUAUCUCACCAACAAUGAUUUCACUGGAGGGGUGCCUAUGAAUCUUGGGACUCUUCGAUAUCUUUAUAUACUCACCAUUGGUGGUGACAUUCCUUUCAGUAUUGGGAAGCUUCAUAAGCUGCAAUUUUUAGACUUGUCAGGAAACAGAUUUUCUGGGCAAAUUCCGUCGUCCAUAGGCAACUUCACAGAACUGAAUAUAUUUUACUUGCAAGAAAACAACCUAUCUGGUAACAUACCUUCGAGUCUAGGAAAUUGUCAAAAACUGAUAGUUUUGAACCUUUCCCAAAAUAACCUUAAUGGUACAAUACCCAAACAGCUCGUUAGCCUCACUUUUCUGUCAAUAUCUCUCAACUUAGCUAGAAACUCUUUGAUUGGGUCCUUACCCGUGGAAGUGGGUAGCUUGAAAAAUCUUCAAGAACUAGAUGUUUCGGAGAACAAAUUGUUAGGCGAAAUUCCCGAAACACUAAGCGGAUGCCAGAGCUUGGAACGCUUGUACAUGGAAGGUAACGCUUUUCAAGGGACCAUUCCCAAGUCUUGGAACACCUUGACAGGUAUUGAAGAGUUGGAUUUCUCACGAAAUAACUUGAGUGGGCUAAUUCCAAAAUAUCUAGAGAAUUUUACUUCAUUACGUAAACUAAAUCUUUCUUUCAAUGAUUUUGAGGGCCAAGUGCCUGUCCAAGGGGUGUUUGAAAAUGCAAGUGGGAUUUCUGUCAUAGGGAACAGUAAACUCUGUGGAGGUAUCCCAAAACUAGGCCUACCCAAAUGCCUUGUUCUGAGAUCCAAAUCACGAAGGUUUUUAAACCUGAAAGUAAUCAUACCAGUCAUCGUUGUUGCUGUGUGUUUGAUUUUAUUAUUGUUGUGCUUUGCUCCUCUUCUUUGGAGAAGAAAAUCAAGACAGAAGCAUUUGCAAACUUCCUCGGAAGACCGGUACAAGAACUUCUCUUAUGCGGAGCUUCUCAAAGCAACUGAUGGGUUCUCUUCACACAAUUUGAUUGGCGUAGGAAGUUAUGGUUCUGUUUAUAAAGGAUACUUUGUUUCAGAUGGCCAAAACCGUUUCAAGUUUUGA
This is a messenger RNA of Magnolia sinica, 2007 nucleotides long. RefSeq names its product putative receptor-like protein kinase At3g47110. NCBI's taxonomy places the organism in Eukaryota, Viridiplantae, Streptophyta, Magnoliopsida, Magnoliales, Magnoliaceae. The coding region runs from base 1 to 2007 and encodes 668 amino acids. Gene Ontology annotation, molecular function: protein binding. The record is from RefSeq and is a predicted model, not a curated record. The transcript has 2 exons.